AUUGUAAAUGGCAUGUAACUGUGUUGUCAGUCCUCAAGACUGGGGAGAAAAUGGAAAACAGAUGUGAGAGAUGCUGUCUAGAUGAGUAUAGUAUUCAGAGUCUACCUAGCACUACCCAAUGAUAGAUAGUAGGUAAUCAAGGCUCAGGAGUUAAGACCAUCGAAGAACAUACUGCUUGAUAAAAGCAGAGCCAAGUGGGUUAGAACAAAGUUUCCCAACUCCCUGGUUCUUAGAGCUCACAGCUUUGUAGAGCUCGUGCUUCAUGCUCUACAGUGUGCAAUGGAUCUGUGAGUGAGUGGACCCGUGUGCAGUGGCUUAGGUGUGGCCGCCUCAUGGACAGAGAUGGUUCUUCUCCUUUCUCUAACCCCGAUGCCACAGUUAGUGCUCAGGGGUGACUGAGUCACCAGCACGUCACUGCAUGGAUGCGUGAAGACCUUCUCCAGACAUGUAUCUGAUGUCACAGAUGAGGAGGGCAUGCUAACCAGUAGGCCAAGGAACCUUCAUAUCACCCACCUCCCCCUCAGUCGUGGAGACCGGAAGCUCAGACGCCAGUGUCCAGAGACUCUGUACAGGAAUGGGGUGUGACAGCUUCUCCAGGGGGACUCUGCACCUCUCCAUCUACCUGUGAGCCACUGCCUCCUGUACUGCCCUGACUCAGGCUGAAGCCACCCAACACAUUACAGGACAUCCUCCCUUGAUGACAACCAAGAACAUUUUCCCAGUCUUAAAGCCAAUGACUGGCAUCCUGCUCCAGACGUCUUCAGAAGCCCUCAGCCCAACCACCAAAUCUUCUAAGACCAGCAAGAGGUCCAUCUUUGAGAUGCAGGACUCAGUCAGGAAUCUGUCCGAGCAACUCCCAGAGAACUGUGAAACCUACUCUACAAAGUUCUACCACCUGGGCCUGAGUUCAUUCACACCAAGGAAACUUCUGGCCCCAGAGCUGCAGAAAUGUGACCCUAUUUCUAUGUCCACAAAAUCUUGUGUCCCUAAGGAUCCCAUGGCCAUGCUUCAGCUGACAGAUGAGGCAUAUGAGUUCAGGAAGAAUCUCAGCCCAGCCCUAAACCCUUUCAGGAAUACACCCACUCUGUCAAUCAUGAAGGUAUCCUCUACAGAUACCAUGGAGAUAUUCUCUACAGAUACCAUGGAGAUAUUCUCUACAGAUACCAUAGAGGUAUCCUCUGCAAAUACCAUGGAGGCAUCCUCUGCAAAUACCAUGGAGACAUCCUCUGCAGAUACCAUGAAGGCACCCUCUUCAGUAACCUCAAAGAGACUCUCUGCAGGGGCCAUGAAGCCAAGAACCAAGACCCAAGAUAUGAUCCAGAAGGAGCAAGACAAUGAAAAACAUUGUUUUUCCCUUGACCUGAUGUUUGUCAACCCAAACCAGUCAACUCUGGGCACCCGACAUGUCCCUAUUCCAGAGGCCACAAAGGCCACUCACUAACCCAGGGACUCAUGUUAUUUCUUGAACUACCACACAAUAAACAACUGACUAAAG
Molecule: messenger RNA, 1495 nt
Organism: Mus musculus (house mouse)
Lineage: Eukaryota; Metazoa; Chordata; Mammalia; Rodentia; Muridae
Product: predicted gene, 35083
Exons: 3
Coding region: 698-1441 (247 amino acids)
Source: RefSeq, a predicted model, not a curated record